Catharus ustulatus (Swainson's thrush) is the source of this 1333-nucleotide messenger RNA. Its product is annotated as C-factor-like. Lineage: Eukaryota; Metazoa; Chordata; Aves; Passeriformes; Turdidae. The record is from RefSeq and is a predicted model, not a curated record. The transcript is spliced from 6 exons. Bases 16 to 783 code for a protein of 255 amino acids.
CGCAGAGCUGAGGACAUGGCUGCGCUGGCUCGGAGCGUCCUGGUGACAGGGUCCAACAGGGGCAUUGGACUGGAGCUGGUGCGGCAGCUGGCCGCCAGCCCCCGGCCCCCCCAGCACAUCUUUGCCACCUGCCGUGAUCCCAAGGGUCCAGGAGGGAAGGCCCUGCAAGAAUUAGCUGCCCAGCACUCCAGCAUCAAACUGGUCCAGCUAGACACAGUGAAUCUGCCCAGCAUCCAAGGGGCUGUGCAGGCUGUGGGGUAUCAUCUGAAGGACCAGGGCUUGAACCUGCUCAUCAACAAUGCAGGCAUCAGCUCCCAUGCCACCCUGCACUCCCUGGACUCACAGGAGAUGCUCAACGUGUUUGCCACCAACGUGGUUGGGCCACUCCAGGUUGUCAAGGAAUUUCUGCCACUCCUGGAGCAGGCGGCGAAGGGCGCGGGGAAGGAGGGGCUGAGCUGCAGCAGGGCCGCUGUCAUCAACAUCUCCACCAAACUGGGCUCCAUUGGGCUGUGCCUCAGGGUGCCAGAGGCCCCCAUGUACCCGUACCGGGCCAGCAAGGCUGCCCAGAACAUGGUGACGAGGUGCUUGGCUGUGGAACUCCAGGACAAGGGGAUCUUGUGUGUGGCCAUCCAUCCUGGCUGGGUGAAGACUGACAUGGGCACAGAGCAGGCACUGCUGACAGUGGAGCACAGUGUGAGGGGAAUCCUGACCGUGCUGGCCAGCCUCUCACAGGACAACUCUGGAGCCUUCCUCGACUGGGAAGGGAACAGCCUGCCCUGGUGAUGGACAAAUGGAUGGUGCCUCUCGCCCAUGCUGCAGCCUCUGCUUGCUCGCUCACCACUCUACAUGGUCAUCCCUGCUCACCCUCAGCCCUCCUCACACUACCAGGGAGAAGCCCGGGAAAAAGCCUCUCUCUCCUUUCCCAUGCCAUGUGUUCACUCUGGUCCCUCUGUACUAUGUACCCGGAUCUCUGUAAACUCUGGCAGCUGAUACCUCUCUGCUCUUCUCCACACCCAGUCUCAAACCGCCCACCCGGGCCCAGGGCAGGAUCUGCCCAAGCGCUGUGUGUCCCUCUGGCCCUGCUGUGACCAGGCGUCCCCCAGCUGAGGGGAGAGGGCAGCUGGUCCCUGUGACCUCCAGCCCCUCAGGCAGCUCAGCCUGGGCAAGGGAAAGCCAGUUGUGCAGGGGCUCAAAGAUCUCUCUUCUGUCAGGAGGGGGGCCCUGCUCCAGUUUCUCCAGUGCCUCCUGGAGGGGAGGUCUCCAGAGGGCAGUCAUGGUGCCUAGGGAUGUACUGCUUAUACCUCAUGGGGAUGCCAGUGACAGCCUUGGGUCA